ACAAAACCCUCACUGCCAUCUCGUGCUCCACAGGAAUGGCCAAGUCCCUGAUCUUGUGCACAGCGCUCGCGGCGUGCCUGACGAUUGCCGCCGCCGACUGGUCUCAAGGCACCGCCACGUUCUACGGCGGACCCGACGGUUCCGACACCAUGGGCGGCGCUUGCGGUUACGAGAACCUGUACAACGCCGGGUACGGCAUCAACAACGCGGCGCUGAGCGAGACGCUGUUCAAGGAUGGCGCGUCGUGCGGGCAGUGCUACCUCAUCAUCUGCGACGGGUCACGCCCGGGCGGCCAGUACUGCAAGCACGGCACGGCGAUCACCAUCACGGCCACCAACCUGUGCCCGGCCAACUACGCGCUGCCCAACGGCGGUUGGUGCGGCCCGGGGCGCCCCCACUUCGACAUGUCGCAGCCGGCGUGGGAGAACAUCGGCGUCUACCAGGCCGGCAUCAUCCCCAUCGUCUACCAGCAGGUCAAGUGCUGGCGCAACGGUGGCGUGCGCUUCAGCAUCGCCGGGUUCAACUACUUCCUCCUCGUCAACAUCCAGAACCUGGCCGGCAGCGGCUCCGUAGGCGCAGCCUGGAUCAAGGGCGACAACACUGGGUGGAUCCAGAUGUCCAGGAACUGGGGCACCAACUGGCAUGCGCUCUCCGGACUAGUCGGCCAGGGGCUUAGCUUCGCCGUGACCAGCACCGGUGGGCAGUACAUUCAGUUCCUUAACGUCGUGCCAGGAUGGUGGCAGUUCGGCCAGACCUACAACACAUACCAGAACUUCGACUACUGAAAACUUACAGGUAGCAGAGUGAGAUCGAUCCUCGUUAUAUAGCCAUCUAUUGUGGUUCAAAUUCGGUCGUAUGUAGGGUGUGUUGUAUCUCUCCUACGUGGCCUCAGAACUGCAUGUGUAAAUGGCAGGGAGGAUGAAGAAGGGAUCCCACCCAGACCUUUAAGGCCCUCCUCAAAAUUUUAAUUCCUCCUGUAGUUACAACACUUUUUUUUUGAGAAUUAUGCUUUUCAACACUGUACAUCGAA
Messenger RNA from Setaria italica (foxtail millet), 1030 nucleotides. Its product is annotated as expansin-A31. The record is from RefSeq and is a predicted model, not a curated record. The transcript has 2 exons. Gene Ontology annotation, cellular component: extracellular region. The coding region runs from base 36 to 785 and encodes 249 amino acids. Gene Ontology annotation, biological process: plant-type cell wall organization. Lineage: Eukaryota; Viridiplantae; Streptophyta; Magnoliopsida; Poales; Poaceae.